GAAAGAGGAGAGAAUGUGAACAGAAUUGCAUAACAAAUUGGGAUUCUGAGCAUAACCCCACACCCCUCUCUAGUUUCUCCUUCUCUUUUCCUCUUUUUCCUUCUCAAACAAAGAAGUACAACAAAGCCAAAACGCGUGAAAUGGGCAGUGAUUGGAUGAUAUCGUCAUCAUCAUAUAAUCUCGAGUAACAAACCUGACAAUUUGUAGUUUCAGUUCUAUGAUUCUCUCUAAAUGUCCUCUCUGAUUUGGAGGAGAGCCACUGAGGCACACUGAAAGUCAGUGUGAUUCGUUUGUUCUUUAUUGGGAUCAACAAGAUUAUUAUUCUCUGCAAUUCAUUGAUCUGUUGCUAUUGGAGAAGUGGAGGAUUUGCCGGUUCUGGGUGUCUGUUUGGUUUCCGGGAAAAAGCCAGGGGAAAGCAGGGAUAUUUGUCUCUCUCUGAAGUACUUCCAAGCUCAAGUGCUGAUUUUGGUUUAAAUCAAUUUUCUUCAUGUUCACAAAUCGAAAUCACAAACUGAGUAGAAUGGGCAAAACAGUAAUGACAACUACAGGAGGGAGAGACUGGUCUCAGAUCUACACCAUAUACGGCAUGGAUCAGUGGCAGACCUUACUAUUCCUGCUGUUUCACGCGAUCUUCUUCGCAGUCCUCUCCAUUCUCUUCCUCGUCUACUUCAAUUCGGUCUGUGCAUUCUUCGAGUCCUUUUUCCUCUUCACCACCGGCGGCGCAGCAAGAUUUGCCGCCGGAUUCGCCGGCUGCGUGACUGCGCUCUCCGCCGUCUGCCUCUUCUUCGCGGCCGGUAACUUCUUCUACUCCGCCUUGCCACUCCACCACGACAUGGCCCAGCGGAUUGUGAACUCCGUCGGCGACUGGUCCACCGUGAAGCUCGCCCUCGACAUCGGCUGCGGCCGCGGCAUAUUGCUUAAUACUGUGGCUACCCAGCUAAAGAAGACCGGAAGCUCGGGUCGGGUAGUCGGGUUGGACCGGUCGAAACGGACGACCCUUUCCACUCUCCGAACUGCAAAUAUGGAAGGGGUUGGAGAGUAUGUCACGUGCCGGGAGGGUGAUGUGAGGAGUCUGCCAUUUGGGGAUAACUACUUCGACGUGGUGGUAUCAGCUGUGUUCGUCCACACGGUAGGGAAGGAGUACGGGCAUCGGACGGUGGAGGCUGCGGCGGAGAGGAUGAGGGUGUUGGGUGAGAUGGUGAGGGUAUUAAAGCCAGGUGGGAUCGGAGUGGUGUGGGACCUACAGCACGUGCCAGAGUACGUGCGUCGGUUACAGGAAUUGAAGAUGGAGGACAUCAGAGUCUCCGAGCGUGUGACGGCUUUCAUGGUAAGCAGCCACAUUGUGUCGUUCAGGAAGCCUAGUCAGCACAUUGUGGGGCCCGGAGAAGUCCGGCUGGACUGGAGAUUCUGACGUGGAAAAUAGAUAAAAGUAAUUAAUCAAUAUUAGGAGAAAAAAAUGGAAAGCUAACAAGGUAAAGAGUACACAAACAAUUGAUAAUGCCCACCCCCUAGUAUUUAUAAACAUCUGAGGAGGCGAAGCCGAACCAGAUUGUAGGUUAUUUGAAGUAUAUAUAGUUCUAUAGUUAUGUCGUUUUUAUCACAUUCCAUGUAAGGACGGAUCCAUUCAUUAAGGCGUGGGUUUGUGUCUAACUAGCCUCCUCCCCAUACCCUGAAUUUCAUAAAAAAUGGAAUUAUUUGCAAAGUGAA
Molecule: messenger RNA, 1707 nt
Organism: Tripterygium wilfordii
Lineage: Eukaryota; Viridiplantae; Streptophyta; Magnoliopsida; Celastrales; Celastraceae
Exons: 3
Coding region: 488-1411 (307 amino acids)
Molecular function (GO): S-adenosylmethionine-dependent methyltransferase activity
Source: RefSeq, a predicted model, not a curated record